UGGCCAAGUGAAGUCGCACGCGAUACCUUGCUCCCUUGCAACUUUGACUGUCUGGGCUAUAAUCGACAUGUCAAUUCAUCACUUGAAUUGCGCCGCAAACACAUGCAGAAAUCCUCGACAGAUGGAAGUUCUUUGAGUCGAGAAAUGCAGGCGCGCAAAGCGCGAUCAGUCGGAUCGCAAACAUGGAAGAUGGUUCUGAUCAAUACCGGGCGCAGCCUAGCAGGGUUCGCCUUCCGACAGUAAAUGAGGCGAUUCCAUUCUCGCCCUUCAGCUCAAUUGUGCCGUUCAAUUCCACUCUUAUACCGCCCUUCCUCGCCCUUCCUCGCUCGUCCCCUGCUGCAUUCGAGGACCAGAGCGAUGUGCAAGCCGUCAGAAAAGAGUUGGAACAACUAAGCAUGCGCGCACGAACGGCAGACGAAGCUUCGAAACGAUGCCAGAGGACGAUUCGAGAUGUGCAAAAGCUGUUGAAUCCGGACAAUCUGACACAAUUGAAGUUUAAGUGUGCAAAGAGAACGAUAUCGAGAAGCAAUGGACACAAUGCGGCACCCGCCAAGGCCGUGGAGUUGUCUCCAUUUGCAAAGAUGGUGUUUGACAACACAGAAACGCCUUUCGUACGAUACCGCAGCGCAGAUGAGCAUACUUCACGAGCGCCAUCAAAGGUUCUAGUACAGAAUGUCUCUGCGCCUGUCCAGAAUACCGCUGUGCCUGUCAAGCAGAAACUCAAGACUGAAGCUCAAGUUCCGAUAGAGUCCCGUCCGCAAGCGCUCCAGGCAGUCGUACAACUCGAUGUAGUGAAUCCUGCUAUACGCAGUGAGUAUGAGAGGAUUUCUACGGCAGAGCCUCUCAUAACACGACCAAUUGCAGUCGUCCAACCAACCGCGGUGGCAGAGAACCCAGUUAUGCCACCAGUAGAGGCGACGACACCAGUACAUUCACGGUUGUAUGUGAUUCCAAAGUCAUUAACCCCAGCUCAGCGUGAGCAAUAUGAGUUCAUUCCCACAUCGAGCAUUCCCCUGGAUCCGGUCGCAAGCAAGCAAACCCCCACGAUACCAAGGCUAAGCGCGGAUCAACAACGACAAGCAGCCGCAGCAGUUGAGAAUCUCCAGUCCCAGUUACAAGCGAUAUUUGAGGCAGAAGACCAUAUGCAACCCGACACUUCGGGAGAAGCACCAGUACGCCAGAACCAUCUGUUCGGAACUUGCGAUGUGCAAGGUUCAUCGGUGUCUGUUCUGCGUUCGCGGGCCCAAGACGAGCUUGAUACUGCAACCGCUAAGGUAGUUUCCGCAGGGCGACUUUGCGAUAUCGAAGUCGAAAGCCUCCUUAGAGCGCAACGUGUGUGUGAAGCUGCUAUUUCUGCCAUUACCUCAACAUCAUUGCAAAUCAACGAAGAUUGGUCAGACGAAGACACAAAUGAGUGGCUCAAACGCAUUGCGACGGUCAAAUCGGGUCUUGUCGCUGCUCGUACCAUGACGCGCAUUAUGGUGGGAGCCUUUCGCUUCAAAGAGACACAGUCUGAAGAUAACGUCAAAGCUGUUCUCUACGCGCUGCGAUGGGUGAUUGACGGUUGCAUCAUCCCUGUCGUCGGAGAACGCCCGAUGCGCGGAGAGAAGAGCAAAGGUGAUCGAGACGGACCUCCAAAUCGCAUAUUUGCGAUAGCUGCAGAGAACCGAGCAGACCUCCAAGGACUGAUAAAAGGCGUGCAGAAAUGCUUACGCCUGCUCGGCGAUCUAUUUUCAAAGACAAACAUCGAUGAAAGCGGCAUAUCCAGUGCGGAGUUGAUGUGUAGGACUUUGAUCUUCGGCGACAAUGCGCCUACAGAAAAGGAAAGCGCGCUUGGACUUGCGGUUUUCGAGAAUAUGCGCCGGUCCAGUAUGGAUCUUGUUGCUAAGAUCUUCACGAAAUAUACUGGGCAGCGUGAAUACAUCAUCGACCAAAUCUUGCAGUCGCUGGAGAAGCUUCCGCCCACAAAGCAGAAUGCUCGUCAAUUCGCGCUGAUUGACGCAAAGCCCAUACAACUUGUCUCCGCACUUUUAAUGCGACUCGUUCAAACAAGUGCCAUGGCAGGUGCCGACUUCAAGGCCUUCGAUGAUGACGCCAGCGCAGAUGAGGAUGAAUCAGCGACGGAAGAGUCUGACGACGACUCUUCCGAUGAAGACGGCCCCCGACAGAAGAAAGGACGCAAGUCCAAUAAGAUGCCAAACGCCAAACAGCGUGACGAUCUCGCAUCGACCGCAAAGGAGUUGUACAAUGCUGCGCAACUGAAUGCGACGGAAAUCGUCGGCACUCUUUUGCGUCGUGCCUUGAGCACAACCAAGUCAAGUGAUGAACCUUUUCGCAAGUUGCUUGAUAUUUUCACCGAGGAUUUCAUCAAUGUCCUGACAUCCAGCGAUUGGCCGUCUGGCGAGUUGUUACUUCGUAAACUCGUUGGUCAGAUGUUUGGCAUCGCCGAAAAUCCCAAAUCUCCAGCACCAUCCAAGUCCCUGGCACUCGAGCUGCUGGGAACCAUCGGCUCUGCUAUCCUUGAUGUUCGCAUGUCGACUCAGGAAUAUGCCAAGUCGAUCGACACGAGCGACCCGAUCUCGCAACGUUUAGCUGCGAUGGCAAGCAGUUUAGCAGAUGGUACAUCAAGCAUUGCAGAUCUGACCUCGUUCGACGGCCCAUAUCGAGUAGUCAUUGAGUAUUUGCAUGCCCGCGGAGAGACAGACGCACACCUACAGACCGCGCGAGGCUACCAUCUUGUUCAAUGGGCUGAACAUCUCAACAGCAAGGAUAUGCCAUCGUCGGAUACCACAGAAAUGAGGCAUCUGAAACGCAAGAUCCUGAACAUGAUAUAUGAUCCGCUCUGGCUGGAAGAAGAUCCCGAGUACGCCAAUGUCACCACUUCAAUGGGAAAGCUUGCAGCAAAGAUUGUGACAUCACGCCUGCUGCUCUGCCGUGCGUUCCCUCGUAUGCUCUCCAUCUUGCUGAAAUCCAUGACAAGCGAGCAAUCAACAAUCCGGAGUCGUGCGAUCAAAAGCGUUACAAAUUUAUUAGAGAAAAGCCCAAAUUUGCUUGAUUCUGAAGUUCAUCUGCUAGAAUCAAUCCUGCGUGCGACAAGGGACAAGUCAAGUUUGGUCAGAGAUUCUGCAAUGAUAUUGAUCGAGAAGUGUGUCUCGCUACAGCCGUCCCUUGCAGCCCGAGUCAAUACCCGAGUUAUUGAGCGAACAACAGAUGCCUCGGCGCUUAUCCGCAAGCGCGCCAUCAAGUUUUUGAAGCAGCUAUAUUCGAUGAUCAAGGAUACCAACGCGCGCGCCGUUAUCGCUAAUGCAGUCAUUUGUCGAGUUGCUGAUUCGGAAGAAAGCGUAGCUGAGGUUGCGCUGAACACCAUAGAAGAGAUCUGGUUUUCUGGCUUUGGCGAAUCAAAGAAUGGGAUCGAUGUUUCCAUACAGCUUCGUGAACAAGUUUCGAUGAUCAUUAAAACUGUCGACUCCAGCGAGGCAGUUGUGGACGUUCUCGAAGGCCUAGUUAGAAGGAUAUCGACAAAGCCAGCGAGUGCUUCUGAAAGUCAUAAGGCUUGCAAAGCCUUUGUGGCGACAUUGUUUGACGGUGUUAUUGACAGCAGCGACAUCCCGGGCUCACCUCAGCAGUGGGCCAUCUUGCGUACACUGACCAUCUUUGCAAAAGCUGCACCGAAACUGUUCAGUGCCAACCAACUCGAGCGUCUUGAGCCAUACGCCAAGAAUUUGAAUUCGCAAGAUGACCUCCGUGUCUUUCAGCAUGUCAUCACCAUCUUUCGCUAUACAUUCCCCUACGUGACGGCUAUCAGUCAUGUCGUACUACGAAAUCUGCAGGAGUCACUGUUGAAAUCUGUGCAGCGUAUUCCAAGCUCUGAGUUGGCGACCGUGGCGCCUUGCCUAGCAGCUAUCGCAGAUGUACUGGACAACACAGGGCGCCUGGUCUCCCUGACAAGAUCAGCUCUCAAAGCGGUGGGCAUGCGGACCAAUGUUGAUCUAGCCACGAAUCCUGCAGAAGCCCGGAAGGUAGAACGAUUGCUUUACAUCAUUGGCCACUUUGGCAAAGCUUGCGAUUUCGAGUCACACCUGGCAUUAUUUCAGAGCGCAACGGACUGCCCGGGCUUCAAGGGCGACUCUGUAUCGGCGUACAUGGUGAUGCUCUCCUGCCGUUUCACAAGUCCGAAACAUCCACACGAAGUUCGAGUCGCUGCGCUCUCCAGCAUUUGUGCGGUCUGCCACCGCUGCCCAACGCAUUUCUUGCGCGAGGAUGUUCUCAAUGCUUUCAAAAUGGUAUUUGCCGACAACAUACAAGAGCUUGAGCAAGUCUUGCUGUCAAGCAUCGCCAACUUCUUCUCGGCCCAGGAGAAGCCUGAAGACGAUGGGAGUGUGCCCCAGCUCGGCACUGGAAUCGAGUCUGGCACAGAGCGAUUGGGCAAUACUUAUCAAGCGACCGGCUUGGACAGCGCCUUUGGAGUACUGGCCCAGACGUUCCUCGAGGACUUCCUGCGAAUCGCUCUCGCAUCGCAAGACGAUGUCGCCAUGUCUGCGGCCCGCAUUGUUGUCAGUAUCAACCGUCAAGGCCGAGCUACACCUCGCCAGAGUGGAUACUGUCUUGUCGCGUUAGAAACUUGUCCCAACCCCGUCGUUGCAAAGAUGGCUUUCCUGGAGCACAAAUCGCAAUACUCCAAGCACGAAGGCACUUUCGAAUCAGAUCUUCCGCGCUCGCUGGAGAAGACUUUUCAGUAUCAGUGCAAUCUAUCCCAGGACAUCACCGGGUGCACUGGUCAACCUCCGGUUUCGAAGCUGCACUUUCUCUGGGAAGUACUCAAGACUGGCAAGGCCAAGGUUCGCGCGAAGCUCUUCACGUCAAUGUGUUCAAAGAUUGCAUUCGAUCCUUCCUCAUUCGUGCCAUCGUCCCCGAUGCCCGAGCGACUUCAUUCGGCACGUUUCAGUGUCGAAGCUAUGGCAUAUUUAGAGUUUGAACGAGGCGAAGAAGUGCACCACCUGCUCACUUGUCUCGAGAAGACCUUCUCGACCACUGGUACGCCGGUCGCUCAAGCGAUAGAAACUGAAGUACAGCAGCUGCUCAUGCCUGACGUGACAAGUUCAAUUGAAGUAAAUCCCGCUGAAAUGACCGAGACGGCUCCGAAUCAAUUACCACAAUAUAUCGACCCGGCACGCCUUCAACAGCUGGCAGUCUUCUCCCAAAUUCUCUCCCUACUAUUCGAAACCCACUCCUUCCUCCGACGCGCCUGGAGCAUGCACAAAUACAAAGGCAAACCAAAGAAAGGUUCGGCCAAAGACGCCGCCACAAAGGCGAUCAAAGCCCCGAACUACACCGCCCUGGCCGACUCCUACCAGAACCGCAUCAACAAAAUCUACAAGGUCGCCGCCACCGAAGUCGACCAGCGAGCUAUCUGCAACGCUUUCGCCGAGACCUUCAAACGCGAUGACGAGGUCAAGGUCGGUUCCGACGAGGACGGUGAUACGGACAUGGACAACAUGAUCGACGAUGCUCGCAGCGAUACUGCUUCUGAACGUAGUGGCUCCCAGCCGCUAGGGACUCCGAGGAAGAGGAAGCGGAGCGUUGGGCCGUCUGGACAGAUGCGGAAGAAAUUCAAGGCGAGAUCGGCUAGUGAUGCGGAUGAAGAUGAUUAUGACGGAUAAUGAGGAACGGUCCCCUGGGUGAAAAGGAGGCGCUGCGUAUUGCUUUUCUUCAAGAUGAUUUGUUUGUUUCUUUUUAUUGCUUGAUGUCGGGUCGGGCUCACUCAUCGCCAUGACUAAAUUUGACGAUGCUUUGUACGAUAUCAUUCCCUCUUCUGACCAGCGACGUUGAUUUCAUAUCUCCACCAUUCAUGCCCUCGACUACCUGGGUUGUCGUGCACGUUCUGACCGGGAUACAUAUACCGUUCUCCCCGAGGAUGAAGUCCGAAAUACGGGAGAAAAGAGAAGGAAGGAAGUAGUCAUUGGUCUCCUCACCUGAAUGUAGGUGGCCAGCCGGACAAUGCCAGCGAUUGCAUCUGACCAGCGUGGCAAUCUUGUAAAAAAAGAAAUAAUGCAGUCCAUU
Dissoconium aciculare CBS 342.82 is the source of this 6060-nucleotide messenger RNA. RefSeq lists its product as uncharacterized. Gene Ontology annotation, cellular component: Scc2-Scc4 cohesin loading complex. Bases 183 to 5660 code for a protein of 1825 amino acids. The record is from RefSeq and is a predicted model, not a curated record. Gene Ontology annotation, biological process: replication-born double-strand break repair via sister chromatid exchange; establishment of mitotic sister chromatid cohesion; establishment of protein localization to chromatin. The transcript is spliced from 2 exons. Gene Ontology annotation, molecular function: chromatin binding. NCBI's taxonomy places the organism in Eukaryota, Fungi, Ascomycota, Dothideomycetes, Mycosphaerellales, Dissoconiaceae.